Molecule: messenger RNA, 2939 nt
Organism: Conger conger (European conger)
Lineage: Eukaryota; Metazoa; Chordata; Actinopteri; Anguilliformes; Congridae
Product: DNA polymerase beta-like
Exons: 14
Coding region: 149-1156 (335 amino acids)
Biological process (GO): double-strand break repair via nonhomologous end joining
Cellular component (GO): nucleus
Molecular function (GO): DNA-directed DNA polymerase activity; DNA binding
Source: RefSeq, a predicted model, not a curated record
AGACGUGACGUGGCUCGGCUUCGGUAUCCGAUGAUCUGUCAAAAAUAACCGGAGUUCUCUUUGGUUUGCGAUAUAAAGAGUAGGGCAGUCAGUUGUAUGUCAGCUUAGUCGAUUUGUCAUAAAGAAGUAGCUUGCUAAUUGGACAGCAAUGAGUAAGAGAAAAGCGCCUCAAGAAUCUUUAAACGAGGGAAUUACGGACUUCCUUACAGAAUUAGCCAAUUAUGAAAAAAAUGUGAACAGGGCAAUCCAUAAGUAUAACGCGUACAGGAAGGCUGCCUCCGUGAUCUCCAAAUACCCCCAGAAGAUCAAGAGUGGCACUGAGGCUAAGAAACUGGAUGGGGUCGGAGCGAAGAUUGCGGAAAAGAUUGACGAGUUCCUGGCCACAGGAAAACUGCGGAAGCUGGAAAGGAUCCGCAAUGAUGACACCAGCACCUCCAUCAACCUGCUGACCAGGGUCACAGGCGUUGGCCCUGCAGCCGCUCGCAAGUACGUGGAGGACGGGGUGCAGACGCUGGACGAUCUGAAGAAAAUCCAGCACAAACUUAAUCAUCAUCAACAGAUUGGACUCAAGUACUUUGAGGACUUUGAGAAGAGGAUUCCCCGGGCUGAAAUGAAAGAGAUGGAGUCUCUUAUCCUGAAGGAGCUGAAGAUGGUGGACGCCCAGUACAUCGCUACCGUCUGUGGGAGCUACAGGAGAGGAGCUCAGUCCAGUGGGGAUAUUGACAUCCUGUUGACCCAUCCGGACUUCACCUCCCAGUCUGAGAAGCAGCCCAGACUGCUACACGCUGUCGUGGAUCAUUUUGAGUCAAUGGGCUUCAUCACGGACACACUCUCCAAGGGAGACAGCAAGUAUAUGGGAGUUUGUCAAUUGGCACGUGGAAAGGAGGAAGAGGACUAUCUUUACCGGCGCAUUGAUAUCAGGUUGAUCCCUAAGGAUCAGUACUACUGUGGAGUGCUGUACUUCACUGGAAGCGACAUUUUCAACAAGAGCAUGAGGACUCGGGCCCUGGAGAAGGGUUUCACUCUCAACGAGUACACCAUCCGUCCACUGGGGGUCACCGGCAUCGCAGGGGAGCCUCUGCCCGUGGACUCGGAGAAAGACGUCUUCGACUACAUCCUGUGGAGGUACCGGGAGCCCAAGGACCGCAGCGAGUGAGCGGGGACCACCGCAAGACAGGCACGACACGCUCACAAUCCCCUCCCUCUGUGACAGAAAACACACACGCUCACAAUCCCCUCCCUCUGUGACAGAACACACGCUCACAAUCCCCUCCCUCUGUGACAGAACACACGCUCACAAUCCCCUCCCUCUGUGACAGAACACACGCUCACAAUCCCCUCCCUCUGUGACAGAACACACGCUCACAAUCCCCUCCCUCUGUGACAGAACACACGCUCACAAUCCCCUCCCUCUGUGACAGAACACACGCUCACUCACAAUCCCCUCCCUCUGUGACAGAACACACGCUCACAAUCCCCUCCCUCUGUGACAGAACACACACACGCUCACAAUCCCCUCCCUCUGUGACAGAACACACACACGCUCACAAUCCCCUCCCUCUGUGACAGAACACACACACGCUCACAAUCCCCUCCCUCUGUGACAGAACACACACUCACAAUCCCCUCCCUCUGUGACAGAACACACUCUCACAAUCCCCUCCCUCUGUAACAGAACACACACACGCUCACAAUCCCCUCCCUCUGUGACAGAACACACGCUCACAAUCCCCUCCCUCUGUGACAGAACACACGCUCACAAUCCCCUCCCUCUGUGACAGAACACACACUCACAAUCCCCUCCCUCUGUGACAGAACACACACUCACAAUCCCCUCCCUCUGUGACAGAACACACACUCACAAUCCCCUCCCUCUGUGACAGAACACACACUCACAAUCCCCUCCCUCUGUGACAGAACACACACACGCUCACAAUCCCCUCCCUCUGUGACAGAACACACGCUCACAAUCCCCUCCCUCUGUGAGAGAACACACACUCACUCACAAUCCCCUCCCUCUGUGACAGAACACACACUCACAAUCCCCUCCCUCUGUGACAGAACACACACUCACAAUCCCCUCCCUCUGUGACAGAACACACGCUCACAAUCCCCUCCCUCUGUGACAGAACACACGCUCACAAUCCCCUCCCUCUGUGACAGAACACACGCUCACAAUCCUCUCCCUCUGUGACAGAACACACGCUCACAAUCCCCUCACUUUGUGACAGAACACACACUCACAAUCCUCUCCCUCUGUGACAGAACUCAGUAAGCCAAUAAUAUCCAGUAAAAAUAUCAGUUUUUAACCCUUGUGUUGUCCUCUCCAUAAAUAAGAAAUCGGCCCUACCCUGAGUUUAACAGUACUGAAAAUUUUUCCUCGAGUGACCCUACCACACUACCACUGGAACACAUUAAACGUUGGCUUUUUUAUAUUAUAAAAGUGGUACAACAUCAGGGUACAAAGAUUAUCUUAUGGGUAUUUGUUAACCUUCCAGUUAUGAAAUCAGGAGUCAUCGACAAAGAAAAGCACCAUGGUAAAUAGACGUGUUUAUCCAAAGUGCUCUACAAUUAAUGCCUCUUAUUCACACACUCACACACACUUGGCGAUAGGCUGCCAUGCCAGGCCUGUUGGGAGCAAUUGGGGGUUGGGUGUUUUGCUCAGGGACACUUUGACACAACCAGAGGAGGGGUUCGAACUGGCAUCUCUCUGACUGCUAGACGACUGCUCUUACCCCCCCCCCCCCCCCCCCAUUUUAUUCAAUUCUGGUGCUUCAGCCUAUAAAAAAGUGCUUUACCUGCAAUACUAAAAUAAUACUGUCUGUGCACUGUAAAAUACAGAAUGACGGGUUGUUUCUGCAUGAAAUGUAUUUAUUGUAUUUAUUUCGGGUUUACAGUAAAACUAAAAAUCAUCAAAUAAAGACGUGGUAACAACAAUG